AUGGCUAACAUGAUGGUUCUCCUCUCUGAUCUUCGGGCCGGUCGCUCUUCCUCAACCGUGCAAGUCUGGUUGCCUCAUCUCUGGGAAGCCAAGAACUUCCGCCGUGGUGGAGAACUUAUGGGCGUGGACAUGCUCCUCCUGGAUUCCCAGAGUAGGAGAAAGCUUUAUGCUUGGAUCAACAAGUUCUGCAACCAAGUCUUCCUGUUACAGAAACUUGACCACUGGCAAUACGUCAGUGUUAAUGAGUUUAGUAAUCAAGCUGCGGCAAGGAUUGCUUUAAGUGUCACUUGA
Molecule: messenger RNA, 291 nt
Organism: Eruca vesicaria subsp. sativa (arugula)
Lineage: Eukaryota; Viridiplantae; Streptophyta; Magnoliopsida; Brassicales; Brassicaceae
Source: the annotation of a GenBank genome assembly